UUUCCCCUCUCCUCUCUCCGUCAACUGGAAAGAGAAAAACGAAGCGGAGUCUUGAAUUUCUUUCCUUCUUCAGUGAGAAAAAGACAGGAGUAUACAUAUAUACAUGGUUGAUCUAGACAUCCAGAUUCCGACAGCGUUUGACCCGUUUGCAGAGGCCAGAGAUUCGGAUGCGCCUGGAGCGAAGGAGUACAUCCAUAUCAGAAUCCAGCAGAGGAAUGGGAAGAAGAGCCUGACGACGGUGCAGGGGCUGAAGAAGGAGUACAGCUACGAGAGGAUUCUCAAGGAUCUGAAGAAAGAGUUCUGCUGUAACGGGAACGUGGUUCAUGACAAGGAGCAAGGAAAGAUCAUUCAGCUCCAAGGCGACCAGCGCAAGAACGUUUCCCAGUUCUUCGUCCAAAAGGGUAUCUGCAAGAAGGAUCAGAUCAAGAUCCACGGGUUCUAAGAUCAAGACAAGAUCUUGACUGAACCCAUCAUUACAUACACAUAUAUAUAUAUACGCGUAUAUGGAAGAAGAAGAAUAAUGAAACCCGGUUCGAAGUUGUGAUCUUUGGGACGAUUUAGGGAGACAUUCAAGUGUUUGUUUGGUUUGAUCUGUGUGUGUGUCCUUGUUUGGAACUGAUGCAUCAUUGUAUGUUUCAUUUCAGUCUAAAUGAUAAUAAUUUCGAUUACGCUUUUCGUCUUCAAGAUCGUGUAGCUGGUUUUCUGUGCACUGUUGAUUAGAUCUUCAACGAUCUAUACCACCCUUGUAUGUAGGUAUGUGUGUAUGUAUGUUUGUAUGUGAAUGACACGGCAAAGAGCACCUUA
Tarenaya hassleriana is the source of this 804-nucleotide messenger RNA. Its product is annotated as protein translation factor SUI1 homolog. Gene Ontology annotation, molecular function: translation initiation factor activity; RNA binding. The record is from RefSeq and is a predicted model, not a curated record. The transcript is spliced from 2 exons. Bases 104 to 442 code for a protein of 112 amino acids. Gene Ontology annotation, biological process: translational initiation. Lineage: Eukaryota; Viridiplantae; Streptophyta; Magnoliopsida; Brassicales; Cleomaceae.